Molecule: messenger RNA, 1542 nt
Organism: Chrysochloris asiatica (Cape golden mole)
Lineage: Eukaryota; Metazoa; Chordata; Mammalia; Afrosoricida; Chrysochloridae
Gene: CIROZ
Product: chromosome unknown open reading frame, human C1orf127
Exons: 14
Coding region: 1-1542 (513 amino acids)
Biological process (GO): heart development
Source: RefSeq, a predicted model, not a curated record
AUGUUGUGGGCCAUCUGUCUUGCCUGUGCGCUACCUGUGGUGUUUACAUGGACCCUGCCCUUCAAGUCAAACAGGGACAGGCCUGACCUGGCACUUGAAGUUUUGACAGAUGAGGUGGAGUGCUUCUCAGACUACAUGACCUUGUGGAUCCCAAGGAGUCACGUGGAGGGUUUGAGGCAGUGGCUGAGCAGAAUACUGCACUUGCCAGGGACCUGGAGGACCCCCAGCCGCCUGGAUCCUUUUCUUGUUAAAUGUGGCUACUUCCUGCACCCAGAUCCCAAUGGUGACUUCAUUUUUCGAGCUCUGUACUCGGCCUGCUUUGUGCAGAAGGAGAAAGCAAAUUAUAGGUUGGAAAUCAGAAUAUUUCAGAAAGGGGUGAGAAGGUUGGAGCAGAGUGAUGGCUAUGUAAUGAAGUGUCCGGUGACAACGGCAAGACUGGGUCAAAUGCACAUCCACUGCGGACCCACGUUCAUCCAGGUCUCAAGGCCGAUGCCCCUGGGGAGCUCCAGUGGACAGACCCAGUGGCUGCUGGCCCUUCGGGGGGAGCUGGUAGCAUCCCUGGAAGAUGCCAGCCUGAUAGGAUUGUAUGUGGACAUCAACGCCACCACCAUCACCAUCCAAAGCCCAAGGCCAGAGCUGCUUCAAAGGCAGCAGGUGCUGAACACCUCCACAGAGCUCUUGUCACUCUGGCUGGUCAGCGGCUACUCAGCCUAUUCUUUAGAAGCCACUUGUCCACCGGUGUCACCCCAGCCCGAGUUGGAGGUCUCAGUUCACAUCCCUAAGCAGAGACUGGGUCUCGUCAAAAGAGGCUUCCACAUCAAGGAAAGCUUGAACCUAAAAUUCCUCCGAGUCCACCAGCUCAGCACCUUCAUAGUCACUGAAAACUGGGAUUUUGUGGUGGUCAGCUUCCCGGCAGAGGGGCUACUCCAGGUCCAGCAAUGCCAGGACGGCCAAGGAGCACGAGGAACACAAGCUUCCUAUAGGGUAGAUCUGAGCCUGGAAUUUGCAGAGAUGGCCACUCCAGUCCUGUGGACAGUGGAAAGCUUCUUUCAAUGUGUGGGUUCUGGGACAGAGUUGCCUGCCUUAGCUUCCAUACUGAGGACAACUUCCUCCCCCGAGUCCCCAGGACCAGAGACUCCUCCAGUAGGUAUGCCGUCUGCUGCCUCUUCCCAGAAGGGGCUUGGACCACGCCUGCAGAGGGUCAGACCUAUGGGAAGACGCUGGCCAUCCACGGUCUCCAAUUUCCCCAGAGUGAUGCAGGAGGUCACCCCUCCUCGACCAUCUGACCUCUGGAGGUCUGGACAUUUGAUUAUGUCUCCGGCCUCCGAACCACCUGUCACCCUAACUGAGAGUCUUGAAACUGUAAGCCCUAAACAUGGCCCUGCCCAGUCGCCAGGGAAUACCCUUGUGCUGGGAGGGUGGUCAAGCGGCAAUGUGGCUGUAAAGGAGUCUGACCAGGCCAGGGAGGAAUUCCAACCAUCGGUAUUAGAAGCCCAGGAUCCUUUGGGAUCCCCUGCUGAGGGGGCCCUUCUCAAGCACUGA